AUGAUCGUUAGUAUCAACACGAUCCAUCUGCCUUUCGCAGCCGAAUUGAAGUUUCCCCAAGGGUUGGCCAGGGGAGAAGUUCUAACGCUUCUCGUGGGUGAAGGAAACGUCGAGAAUUUCCCGAAGGCUGAUGACAUCAGAGUCGACCCGCUUUCGAAAGUUGUGCACAUCGGUUUGAGACCGUUGGAAAAGAGAAGUGAGCCACAGCAGGAGGAGGACUCGGUGGAUCAGCCGCGAUCGCAUCAGCUGCCGCAGCGGGAUCGGGAAGAGAUCCCCGCAGAAGUCGGAGGAAAAGAGGAACAAGCGCCCGCCCUUCACCAGGAGAAUCCUCAGCCAAACUCAAUCGACGAACCGAAGGAGCAAGAACAAGACGAAUCGUGUAAGACCACCCAAGCAGACUCAGACGACAAGAUUUACUGUCAAAUAUGCCUGAAGAUAAACAGAAAACUGCGUUUCAUGAAUCCACAUGCGCUCGAGACUCACAUGAACAACAAUCACAGCGUCGAAGUUUUCGAAGCGCCCGAGUGUCGCAAAUGCUCAAAGAAAUUCGUGUCCGCUGACGCUCUUCUGAACCACGAGAAGAAGUGCAACCCGAAGUUCCCGAAGAAGUGUCAGGUUUGCAGCAAAAGCUUCGCAAUGGGCCUACAUCGAGAUCGGCAUCUACGUGAAGUCCAUGGUAUCAUAAAGGAGCAUUCGUGUGGAAUCUGCGGUCAGAAGUAUCAAUCGGAGAAGCAUCGCGAUUGGCACCUUGUCACGAAACACAAGGAUUCGCUUUCAGUGGAUGAAUUGGAAAAGUUGGGCAUGGAGGAGAUUUUUUGUACUCUCUGUGAGUUCCGCUCGUACAGCUCGAAAGGUAUGCAGGUUCAUCGACAGAAGGAGCACAUCGAGAACGAGAAAGCUUUCCGUUGCCCUGCGUGUGGUGUUGGAAACGACUCUCUGGCUGGUAUACAGGAACACAUAAACGAGAAACACGGCCCCGACGACCGAUGGUGGAUCUGUCAGUUCUGUAAUCGAACAUUCCACCGUGAGAAUGCUGACGUGAUAGAACUCCAUGUAGAGCAACACGAUCGGAAUACAGGUGUCGUUUGUAUACACUGCAACAAGGUUUUUGAAACCGAAACAGCCAUGUUGGACCAUGUAAAUAGAAAUCACGACAAGAAUACCAUGCCAUACAUAUGCGACAUCUGCGAUCAAGGCUCGGAGAGCUAUAAGGACCUCCUGAAGCAUAUGCUCAAGCAUAAUCCAUUCAAAACGUCUUUGUACAGACUGCAGAGACAACACAUCGUCAAGAGGAACAUCGAAGAAGGCAUUAUGUUCAAGAAAGAAACCAGACAACAAACAGAUCAAGUUUACGGCUGCGAUGUUUGCAACAAGCAAUUCGAUCUCGAAGCCACCCUCAUGGCGCAUCGGAUAGUUUUCCACAACGAUCCCGGCAAGGAAUUCUAUAGAUGUCCGGUUUGCAACAAAGCCUUCAAGCCUCAUCAUUUAUCCUAUCAUUUGAGAUUACAUUCUGGUGAAAGGCCUCACAAGUGCCAGUACUGCGAAGCGACUUUCCACACUGUCGCGUCCUGCAGUGAUCAUGAAAUCGUGAAACAUACGUUCGCCUUCAAGCAGCGUUGUCCUUUAUGCAAUAAAGGUUUCGUGAGCAGGGCGAAAACUUGGCAACAUAUCGUACGUUUUCACAAAGAAUCACCUGAAGCGGCAGAUAAAAUUCUGCCUCCAGUGACCCACAAAGUUCUCAGUAUACUACAGAAACGGCGUCAGACCGAGGAAAUCAAGCAGCUGAUAGAGAACUCGUCGGAAAUCGACGACGAAUCACCGAGUGGCUCCAAGAGGAAGCGUGCCUCCGAGCUGCUCAAAGUCAGGCGGAAUGAUAGAGAACGCGAGUUCCAUGAGGAUGACAUCGAUUACGAUGACGAGGACGUGCAUGCAAUCGACGACGAGAUCCACGACGAGGGUCGAGAAGAGGAUGCAUUGACGUCGACUGAGGUGGAAAUAAGCGAUGGACCCUUGGAAGUGAGCGACGGUACCGUGAUAGAUCUGAAAGGAUUCGAAGAAACUGAAACUGUCGAGAUCCACGACAUCCCGCCAAACGUUGCUGUCGAGUACCCCCAAUCCGAAACGGGCUUGCAGUAUUUUAGAGUUGUCUACGCUGAUGGCACACAGGCUACGCUCCCAAUAGCACCCGGAGAACAAGUUGUCAUAGAAGAUGAGCACGGGAACCAGCAGAUCAUCGAACCUUCUGAACAGCCGGAUUAAAGCUCCGCGAUCUAAUAAAUCAACCAAUAUACACCGUUU
Molecule: messenger RNA, 2298 nt
Organism: Galendromus occidentalis (western predatory mite)
Lineage: Eukaryota; Metazoa; Arthropoda; Arachnida; Mesostigmata; Phytoseiidae
Product: zinc finger protein 878
Exons: 1
Coding region: 1-2259 (752 amino acids)
Source: RefSeq, a predicted model, not a curated record